GUAAAGCCUCUCGAAUGCAGUUCUAGUCUACACAUUUAAACUAUUUGCUUUAUUGAUACGCAACAUGUCAGGUAGAGGCAAAGGCGGUAAAGGUCUUGGAAAGGGAGGCGCUAAGCGUCAUCGCAAAGUUCUGCGCGAUAACAUCCAGGGAAUCACCAAACCCGCCAUCCGUCGUCUCGCUCGCCGUGGUGGAGUCAAGCGUAUCUCUGGUUUGAUCUACGAGGAAACUCGCGGUGUGCUUAAAGUGUUUCUGGAGAAUGUGAUUCGUGACGCCGUUACAUACACCGAGCACGCCAAGAGGAAGACCGUGACCGCCAUGGAUGUUGUGUACGCGCUGAAACGUCAGGGACGCACUCUGUACGGAUUCGGUGGUUAAACAUCCAGGACCAAUCCUAAAACCCAAAGGCUCUUUUAAGAGCCACCCACACUGUCAUAAGAGAGUGAUUAAGAUUUGCCUAUUAUUCUUUGUGUAUAUUUU
Molecule: messenger RNA, 478 nt
Organism: Danio rerio (zebrafish)
Lineage: Eukaryota; Metazoa; Chordata; Actinopteri; Cypriniformes; Danionidae
Source: RefSeq, a predicted model, not a curated record